Coturnix japonica (Japanese quail) is the source of this 3157-nucleotide messenger RNA. It is a transcript of the gene ZC3H15, whose product is annotated as zinc finger CCCH-type containing 15. The record is from RefSeq and is a predicted model, not a curated record. Lineage: Eukaryota; Metazoa; Chordata; Aves; Galliformes; Phasianidae. Gene Ontology annotation, molecular function: mRNA binding; metal ion binding. Gene Ontology annotation, cellular component: cytosol. Gene Ontology annotation, biological process: cytoplasmic translation.
GCCCCGCGUCUCAGUCCCGUCGUGCCCCGCACUCCAGCUGCCUUGCGCCUCCCGGCGGCGGCGCGGAGCGGGCCCGGCGUUCUGUCCGUCACCGCCAGGCCCCGAGCGGGAGCCGAGGCCGCCCCGCCUCCCCGCGAUGCCCCCCAAGAAGCAGCAGCAGCCGGCGGGGGGCAGCAAGAAGGCGGACCAGAAGAAGAAGGAGAAGAUCAUCGAGGAUAAAACAUUUGGACUGAAGAACAAAAAAGGUGCGAAACAACAGAAAUUUAUCAAGGCUGUGACUCACCAGGUUAAAUUUGGUCAGCAAAAUCCACGUCAGGUUGCUCAAGCAGAAAGUGAAAAGAAAUUAAAAAAAGAAGAUAAGAAGAAGGAACUUCAAGAAUUAAAUGAACUCUUCAAGCCUGUGGUUGCUGCGCAGAAAAUUAGCAAAGGUGCUGAUCCCAAAUCUGUAGUUUGUGCUUUCUUCAAGCAAGGGCAGUGCACUAAAGGAGACAAGUGCAAGUUUUCUCAUGAUUUGUCCUUGGAAAGAAAGUGUGAAAAACGUAGUGUCUACAUUGAUGCGAGAGAUGAGGACCUUGAAAAAGAUACAAUGGAUAACUGGGAUGAGAAGAAGCUAGAAGAGGUGGUGAACAAGAAGCACGGUGAGGCAGAAAAGAAAAAACCCAAAACUCAAAUAGUCUGCAAAUAUUUUCUUGAUGCUAUUGAAAACAACAAGUACGGAUGGUUUUGGGUCUGUCCGGGUGGCGGAGACAAUUGCAUGUAUCGCCAUGCUCUUCCUCCAGGUUUUGUACUCAAAAAAGACAAAAAGAAGGAGGAAAAGCAAGAUGAGAUUUCCUUAGAAGAUCUAAUAGAAAAAGAGCGUGCUGCCUUAGGACCAAAUGUUACCAAAAUCACUUUAGAGUGUUUUAUUGCAUGGAAGAGAAGAAAAAGGCAAGAAAAAAUUGAUAAGGCAGAGCAAGAUAUGGAAAGGAGGAAAGCAGAUUUCAAAGCCGGCAAGGCUUUGGUGAUUAGCGGACGUGAGGUGUUUGAGUUCCGACCGGAGCUGGUUGAUGCUGAUGAUGAAGAAGCCGAUGACACUCGCUACACUCAAGGAACGGGAGAAGAUGAUGAGGUGGAAGACCCUGUUUGCGUCAAUGAUGUGGACCUGAGCCUGUAUGUCCCAAAGGCUGUAGAUGAAACUGGCAUUACUGUGGCUAGUCCUGAGCGAUUCAGCACAUACGCUUGCAUAGAAAGAGAUGACAAUAAACUAAGUGAAGCUUCUGGUGGUGAGAUAAACAACAGUGAACAAAUUGAUUCUGAAGGAGAUCGUGAUGGUGAUGAGUUAGAAAAUGGAGCCAUCGAUGCAGUUCCUGUUGAUGAAAACCUUUUUACUGGCGAGGACUUGGACGAACUAGAAGAAGAACUGAACACUCUUGAUUUAGAAGAAUGAAUUAAAAAGCUCGAGAGGAAAUUAAAAUUGAUGUGAUAAAGUGCAAACUGACUAUGCUUUUUCUCCUUUUUGAAUAGGAUUCUUGAAUGGGAUGUUUAUGGUUACCCAGCUGAUUCUGAUGGGCAUGUCAUAUACCAGGAUGACUUUACUUCAGUCUCAUCUCCGGUCUUGCUAUGAUCACACUAAAAUACUCAGAAUAGUUCAUAAUAACCUGGCAACUGAAUCUGCAGUGAAUGGUAUUAUAAAGUCACUUGAUAGUAGGAAGUGUAACUGCUUUGCCAGUAUGCAAAUGUAAGGGGAAGUUGGUACCAGGUACAGUAUGAAAUAAAAAGUAAACGUUCUUGACCGGAACUGCAUUUUUAAUAGUGAUUGUGUUGAUUUAGGCACUGCCUGACUAGCUUUUUCGCUGCGCGCUCUAUAGAGGAGCUGAUGCAGGUCACUUUUCUUUAUGUGUUGAUUAGCUUUAUUUGAUCAGCUGGAUACCGAGGAUACAGACACUGAAUUGAUACAUGAUACAGUACAAUAAGGUGCCCUCUGUUUAAAAUGGCCUUUUGCCAUGAAAACUGUAAAUAAAAACUAUUGACUUUCAAAGGCCCGUGUUGAUUUUUCUAUGCUAAAUUAGGAUAUGACAGCAAAUGGGUAGUAACAUAAUUUUCUGUUACAGUGAUGGAUGCUUUCUCUCCAGUCCUCAUGAAGUGACUUACGUCGGCUUAAAUUCAAUUAGGGGUAGUGUCUAUUUGAUGCUUUUCUUUCCUACUCUUCACGCAGUGUGUCAGAUUCAACAGCUGACUUCCCCUCCUGCUCUCAUCUCCCACCCAUCCAUUAACAGUUGUAAUCCAAGCUAUACAGUGCCCGUUUUGGAUCCAGGCUGAUGCUUUCCCUGCUGUAUGUUAGGUAGGACUGAGCUCUGUGGAGCAGGGGAUGUUACAGUCUAAAAAAUGCCUGUAAUAUGUUGGUAAUGCGAUGUAUUAUGUUGGGUACUCUUGAAGUUCUGUAGCCAUUACAUUUGGCUGACAGCAGAGCUGUGGAUGUUGCUGUGUACCCUGCAGGGGGCAGCUGUUGUCAGGUUUCAACCAUGUUAAGGUGCCCUUUGAAAUUUAUCAAAACCUUACCAUAACGAUGUCUAUCGAGGUGCUUUUUCAAGGGGGCUGUAGGUUAUGCCUCAAUGCUGUACUACUAAGAAUCUGUAACAGUACUGUUGUUCUAAAGGAUACCGUUUAUAUGGCCAUUUUUCUAAAGUUUUCAGGUUACUACUUCAGGUUUGUUAAGCUUCAUGGCGUUGUUAGCGAGCUUACUCAAACCACUGUCGAGUGGUAAUAGGAGCUUUAAUGGUUAUUUUUGACACUGCUGAAUCAACUCUUGUAUCGUUAAUGCUAUAUCUAAAAUAGCUGACCUACACUUUUUUUUUUUGCCCUUUUUGGGAUCUUUGUGGUAUUAUUUUUGUCUUACAGGAACAAGAAAGUAUUUGGGGGGGAAGAAAGGAUCUACUGAAAUGGACUCCUACAUGUAAGUGUUCAAGGAUGAGCUGCAAUAUCAGAUAAUAAAUGUUAAUUUCUGCAGAGUUUUCUCUUGUGGCCAUAAACAAAGUGUGUUGACUGUCUUGUAUUAUACUGGCCAGAAAUCGGCUGUUUGGUUAUCAGGAUGCUUAAGAAUGCAAUUCAAAUUUGAAUGUAUUAUGCAUAAUUUUUCAAAGUUGUAUAUUUUAAAUGGGAAUAAACUAAUUAAUAAGGA